GAGCUCGCAGCGCAAGAGACGGAUGAUGAAGAAGCGAAAGAAGGGCCCAUUGUCGCCUUCAGCAGCUGCCUCCAGCGCUGCUCCCUCGGCCAACCAGCAGCAUCGUUUGUUCGACCUGCCCCAGGACGUCCAGCGAGUCGUCUUCUUCCCUCUGCUCGGCCGCGACGGCCUCGUCCUUCUCCGCCGCACCUGCCCCCUCGGCACCCACCGUGUGUCUGAGGACUACAUCAAAUCGCAAAUCAACCGGCUGCUGGUGGCCAAGAACAUCCGCAACAUCAUCAGCUAUCGGGUGCGGCCACGUGUGCGGAUGCGGCCCAUGGCCUUCCUCCUGCGCCUGCUGGUACACACGUGAUGGACGGACUCCGGCUCUCAUAUUCUGUGUGUCUGUUGUCAUGUCUGUGUGUGUCGGCAGUACAUCAUCGACAACAGCGGCGAGUGGGCCGGGUGGGAGCCAAUCAUCAGGGUGGCCAAGCAUCAGGGGCGGAGAGGCGUGAAGUUGCCGAUAGAGCUGGGCAGUGCUGAUGUGGAGGGGGUGGGCAGCCGGGCGGUGUUUGAGGGGCGGUGUGAGGCGCUGCGGCUGUGACGUUCGAGCGCGACCCUGUCACGUCACGCGGUGUAAGGCGCUGCGGCAGCUUUCACUCAUCGGCCGCCACAUCGGCAUUGAGCUCUCACCUUCUGUGUGUCUGUUGUCAUGUCUGUGUGGACAGUUUAUCCCCGACCCCAAUGGCGAGGAGCGGCUGGGUGGGGCGCGGCUGGUCAUUCGCCUCCUGCACACACUGCCGGCCGACCACCCCUUCCGCAAUGGAUUUGACGAGGCCAACCCCGUGUGCCGGUUUUCUGGUGAGGGCGGGAGGGAGGGAGGACUGUGGGCAAUGGACGACCUGGCUGCGUGUGUGUAUUGCUGUGUGCAGCUGAUGACUAUGCUUCAGUCCGCGACGCUGUGUUGCAUGUGUGAGAGGGAGGGAUGAGCAGAAUGACACACACGAACACAUAAAGACAUUGGCUGCACCGCUCUGCCAUGAUGUGUCUGAUCAGGGUGCGUCGGGGAGGGCCAUUUGUCGCGUUCCAGCUGGCCAUCCAGUCCGACGAUGCCACACGCUUGAACCGACUGGUCAGCCACACACUCACACACGACUACCUCACCAGCUGUCCCACUCGCUCAUUGUCAUAUCUCACUGUUCUCUUCAGCGGCAGCUCGCCACUCAGCCGCCGCCCAUCUGGGGCUGCCGCACCAUCAGUACGUUCCACCGUCCGGCAGCAGGAGGAAGCUCCGACCGCACCAUCGUGCUGCAUGGCGACCAGCCGGACCACCAAUUUGAGGCUCACAUCUUCAUCGACAGCGUGCCCGAGUGUGCCAUGACCUGGCUCCAGACGACAGAGCUCCCUGAGGAUGCCCAGGAGGGUGCGGCGGCGCCCCCCGAGACAGUGAGGGUGGUGCGGGAGGUCAUGGGGGACGAUGCACAGGUGGUGUUCGGCAACAAGCUGGCCAUAGCCGUAGACUAAUUGAUUCAUCUUUCAACUCUCGAGUGUUACCCGGAGAGCCCUCUUGUCGGUCUGGCCAUUGCAGAUGGCAGAUGGCAGGCAGGCAGCUGUGUUCGAGACUGACUGACUGACUGAUAUGUUGACGGGUCGUGUGGCUGCGAGCAUGUGGUGUGUUUCUACGCGUGAUGCGGUGGGGUGGGGGCGGGCUAGUCGGUCGACAGACUGCCCAUGUGUGUGUGGUGGCCGGGUGGUGGGUGGCGGAUGUUUUUCAUGGUGUGGGAUGUAGGAUCACACCGUUUGGAGACGAUGUAAU
Messenger RNA from Vitrella brassicaformis, 1795 nucleotides. The record is from the annotation of a GenBank genome assembly. NCBI's taxonomy places the organism in Eukaryota, Vitrellaceae.